AGGGGUGGGGAGCCAAAACAAGUUUGAUUGAAGGUUCAUGAGAGUGCAUGUCUUGCUUGAGGUUGCCUACGUGCUGUUGGAGAUGCAUACACUUCCACAUCAACUGCUUUAGGUUCUGUAUCGGUGGUAUAAGCGACAUGGCGAGCCGGGGAGGCAGACAUUUUCCAAACAAGCUAUAAAGGCAGUUCGAUCCGAGCAAUCCACCGCCACUGAUAAGCAAAGAUGUGAUCGUCCACCGUACUGCAUCAGUCAUUCAAGACAUCAGCAGUAAGCUGUCCGCAAACUUCGCCAACUCAGAUGGCGGCCUGUACGUGGGGUGUGCGGGAGUGGCAUACGCUCUCUGGUACGUCGCAGAGUCCGGGAACUUCCCGGACAGGAAGGAGGCAUAUCUACAGAAGGCGAAGGAGUAUAUCGAUGUGAAUUUCCAGUUCCUGGUCCGUCAUGAGGACAGGAGUAUGUUGCCGUCCUUCCUGCUUGGAAAUGCAGGAGUGUAUGUGGCUGGUGCCCUGAUCUAUAACUCCCUGGGUGAUAAGCAGAAGAGUACAGAGUUUGUACAGAAGUAUGCAGAACUGGCACCCAUCUGUCUGCCUGUCAACUUCCUACGCUGUGGGUCAGACGAGCUGUUCGUGGGGAGGGCGGGGUACCUGUGUGGGGUCAUCGAACUCAGGCGAAGACUUGGAGUACAGGUGCUACCCCAGACUGGAGAUGCCAGUGUACAUGCCUUAUGUGCUGCCAUGGUGACGUCAGGCCGGGAAUACUCCAAACGGCACAACUCACCCUCACCACUCAUGUAUGCCUACUAUGGCACUGAGUAUCUGGGAGCAGCCCACGGCAUGGCCGGUAUCCUGUUGAUGCUCCUGAGUUUCCCAGACUUCCUCCAGGCCAACCCUGAUGCAGACCGUGACGUACGCGGUGCCGUGGACUACAUGCUGUCCGUGGAGCGGGAGGGGAACUACCCGCCUGCUACAGACGAGGUGCACAGACCCAGGCCUCCUGAACAUGAGCUGGUCCACUGGUGCCAUGGAGCACCGGGGGUGAUUUACCUGUUGGCGCGAGCCUACCUGGUGUGGAGAGAUGACAAGUACCUGCAGGCCUGCCUCAGGUGUGGGGAGCUGGUCUGGUCACGUGGGCUCCUCAAGAAGGGUCCCGGGAUCUGUCACGGUGUCGCCGGGAACGGCUACGUGUUCCUCCUGCUGUACCGCCUGACGGGCGAGCCCGUGCACCUCCACCACGCCGAGCAGUUCCAGGAGUUCCUGUUCACUCAGGAGUUUCAGCAGGACUCGCGCACCCCGGACUGUCCCUACAGCCUGUACGAGGGCGUGGCUGGGACCGUGUGCUUCAUGAGCGAUCUGGCCAACCCCGAGAAGGCUGCGUUUCCCUUCUCGGAGGUUUUCUAAAGUUGCUUACCUUUCCCUCUGAGGUUUUCUUAAGUUGCUUCAGACAUUGUAUGCCAAAGUAUGUAAAGCAUGGCAGUUUAAAACUUGCUAGCCAUAUGUAAAGCUAAGACUUUGAAGUUUGAUUAACUGUUCAAGUAAUGUAAUAGUGUGUACACAAUGUACUCCCUAACUGUCAAACAUUUAGUGUUGUAUAAGAACAUAUAAGAAUAUGUAAGGUGCCUGAAUGGUUUUAUUACCAGAAAGAUACAAGUCUGUACUUGUGAGACAAAGUCUAGAUGCUUGGUUAAUCCUAAUGGAAAUUGUUUGUGUGUGGUUACCAUGGAAUGUAGUUCUCUAUAAUGUUUGAAAUGAUGGUCAUUUAGGAUUAUGCGUAAUGCUAGGUCAUUACGUCUUUAGCAUUACAUCUCUGUAAAAUUUGACUUUUUUUUACUUUUUCUCAUAUUUGCAAUGGCUUUUAAAAAAUUCUUUUUUUUUACAUAUGCCUAUUUUUGUAGCAGCUUAUGAAUAGUAUAGACAGUACAAGUUGACACUAAAUGUAUUAAAGCAAUGCAAACUGUAGGUGUUGCAAAGUAAAACAAUCCAUAACUACAUGAAGUGAAUAAAAGGUGACAUUCUGAGUAAAGAUAAGUACCUUUUGAAAAGUUGUUUCUUUCUCAGCUUUAAAAGCUGUUGUACAUAGUCAACAACUGCAUGACGAAAAGGACAGAAAUUCUGAUAGACAUGACAAACGUCCGAUUUUCACGUUUUGUUUCAAACAUUUUAAUGUUUCAUAAGAAGAGGGCUACCUGGGUACCCCGACAUAUAUACUAGUAGACUAGUGUAGAUAUCAGCAUAAUGCAUAAGUGCCAUUUCUGGUGAAUGUUUGUUUGCAUUUUUGUUACAUGUAUAAAAAUAUAUUAUUUUUAAGUUAACUGAGUUGCAUAAAAUGGUGCUCUUCAAAUUUA
Branchiostoma floridae (Florida lancelet) is the source of this 2341-nucleotide messenger RNA. RefSeq names its product lanC-like protein 3. The record is from RefSeq and is a predicted model, not a curated record. Gene Ontology annotation, biological process: peptide modification; carbohydrate metabolic process. The transcript is spliced from 6 exons. Bases 456 to 1397 code for a protein of 313 amino acids. Gene Ontology annotation, cellular component: plasma membrane. NCBI's taxonomy places the organism in Eukaryota, Metazoa, Chordata, Leptocardii, Amphioxiformes, Branchiostomatidae.